ACAAGUCAUAGACCAAAAGAUAAACUUAACUUAUUCAAUUUCCAUGGUAUUAAAUAGAAAGAUCCAACGUUUAUUUUAAGUACCAAAAUGGAUAAAAGUGAAAAGAAAUCCGAAGAAGUUGUCUCGGAAAAUAAUUCAAGUGAACAUGACAUUGAUGUUUCAGAAGAUAAACAAUACAUUUGUGAUAUUUGUCAAGAGGCAUUUACACUAGAAUCAAGUAUGUUAUCACAUCGAAAUACAAUUCAUAAUGAAAAAAAAGAUUUUGCAUGUGAUAGCUGCGAUAAAAAAUUUGAGUUCCGAAGUCAUUUAAGUAGACACCAAAUAUCGGUACACAAAAACCGCAACGAUUUUACAUGCGACAUGUGCGAGAAAAAAUUUGUGAAGAAAUCAAGUUUGUUUGCGCAUCAAAAAUUAAUACAUAAAGAUGGUAAAAAUUACUCCUGUAAAAAAUGCGAGAAGAAAUUUGAAAAUAAAUCAACUUUACUCAAGCACAAAAAAAUAUUCCACGAAGUCUUCAAAGAUUUCUUAUGUGAAAAUUGUGCAAAGAGAUUUGGAAAUAAACAGAGUUUGCUCUUGCACAUAAAGAAAGUACACAACAAGCCUGAGGAGAAAAUUGGAAAAAAAUUUAAAUUGAUGAAACGCCGUAAGACAGUCCACGGAGAUCGCAAAGAUUACACAUGUGACAAAUGCCAUAAGAAAUUCAUAAAUCGAAGCAAUUUACAAAAACAUAAAAAAAUAGUCCACGAAGGUCGCAGAGAUUAUGCCUGCAACAAUUGCGAGAAGAAAUUUACACAAAAUUCGAGUUUGCUCAUUCACCUAAAAACAGUACACGAUGGUCGUAAAGAUUACGCAUGCAACAUGUGCGAGAAGAAAUUUGGGAAAAAAUGGGAUUUGCACAUACACCGAAAGUCGGUGCACGAAGGUCGAAAAGAUUUCGAAUGUGACAAGUGUGAGAGGAAAUUUACGCAAAAACCGAGUUUGCUCUACCACCAAAGGACAGCACACGAAGGUCGUAAAGACUAUACGUGCAAAAAGUGCGAACAGAAAUUUGGACAAAACUCGGAUUUAUUGAAGCAUCAAAAGACAGUGCAUGAAGGUCGCAAAGAUUACGCAUGUGAAAAGUGCGAGAAGAAAUUUGGGGAUCGAAGCAAUUUGAAAAGACACCGAAAAAUAGUUCACGAAGGAUGCAAAGAUUUUGCUUGCAACAAUUGCGAAAUGAAAUUUGGAACUAAAAGAGAUUUGUUCGUGCACCAAAACACAGUCCAUGAAGGACGAAAAGAUUACGCAUGUGAAAAAUGCGAGAAGAAAUUUAGCCGUAAAUGGAAUUUACUCGACCAUCAAAAAAGGGUACACAAAUGUCGCAAGGAUUUCGCAUGUGAUAUUUGUGAGAAAAAAUUUACACAAAAAUCGAGUUUGCUUUAUCACCAAAGGACAGUACACGAACGUCGCAAAGAUUACAUAUGCGACAAGUGUGAAAAGAAAUUUGGAUAUAAAAAUUCUUUGUUUUUGCAUGCAAGAAUAGUUCAUGAAGGACGCAAAGAUUUGGCAUGCGACAAAUGCGAGAAGAAAUUUGGACGAAAACCGAAUUUGCUCAGACACCAAAAAACAGUACACAAAAUUUUCUCGGUAGUGAAGUUCCGAAGGUUGCUGAUACAGCUCUGCACUUUCCUUUCAAAAACUAAGAAGCAAGAGGAACCGUCCGAUGAUUGGUCAGGUGUAGGCGACAAUCCUGACGAUCGAGUGGACUCGUGCACAGUCGAAAACUUUGAAAAUCAAUUAACGAUAAAUGAACCAUCGGCCAAUAACACGAAUGAGUCUAUGCCAUUACAGGAGGGGUUAGACGGGAUAAUUUUGGUGGAUUUCGAUAGCAAAAAUGUAAAAAAUGAAGUUGAGUUUUCAUCUACAUCCAUCUGCAAAACUGUGAAUCAAAUUUGUCAACCUAUUGUGAAAUUAGAAAACGAAACUCAGACCCAUGACAUCAAUGACGAUAUUGGCAUCGAUUUCGAGUGCAGGGAUGUUAAGCUUGAAGUAAAACCCUCAUUGACAAACAUCAGUCCAUCUACUGUGAAAACAGAAAAUCAAAAUCGAACAAAUCACUCGAAAGAAAAAAGUUUGAUAAUUUUAAUAAAAAAAGGAUUCGAUUACGUUAAUAACUGUCAAUUUAUCAGUGGAGAAGCAAAUAUGAAACCGACUCACAAGGGCAUUGGAGCACUUGAAUGUAAAAUUUGCAACAGGUCAUUUGCAAACAAACAAAACUUAAAAAAGCACAUAAGUACAGUACAUAAGCGGAGCACACCCUUUGAAUGUAAGAUUUGUAACAAAUCAUUUGUACAAAAGAGUAGCCUCAAAAGGCACAUAGUUACAGUACAUAAGCGGAGCAAAACCUCUGAAUGUAAGAUUUGUAACAAAUUAUUUGGACAAAAGAGUAGCCUCAAAAGGCACAUAAUGGCAGUACAUGAGAGGAGCAAACCCUUUGAAUGUGAUAUUUGUCAGAAAUUAUUUGGACGAAAAAGUGAACUUGAAUCUCACAUAAGUUUAGUACAUCUUCGUAGUAAAGCCUUUGAAUGUGAUAUUUGUCACAAAUCAUUUGGACUAUCAAGUAACCUCAAACGUCAUGUCAACGCAGUACACGAUCGUAGCAAAACCUUUGAGUGUAAAAUUUGUCUUAAUUCAUUUAGUCAAAAACAUCAUCUCAAAUAUCACAUAAAUUCCGUACACAAUCAUAGCAAACCUUUUGAAUGUGAUAUUUGUCACAAAUCAUUUGGGCACAAAAGUCAACUCACUACUCACAUGAAGGCGGUACAUAAACGCGAAAAACCUUUCGAUUGUGAGAUUUGUCAUAAAUCAUUUGGAUAUCAGAAUGUACUGAAAAGACAUAGAGCAACAGCUCAUAAUCUUGGAAAUCCCUUUGAAUGUGAUAUUUGUCACAAAUCAUUUGGACUAUUAGGUGUCCUCAAACGUCAUGUCAACGCAGUACACAAUCGUAGCAAAACCUUUGAGUGUGAUAUUUGUCACAAAUUAUUUAGUCAAAAACAUCAUCUCAAAUAUCACAUAAAUUUCGUACACAAUUAUAGCAAACCUUUUGAAUGUGAUAUUUGUCACAAAUCAUUUAGAUACAAAAGUCAACUCACUACUCACAUGGAGGCAGUUCAUAAACGUGAAAAACCUUUCGAUUGUGAGAUUUGUCAUGAAUCAUUUGGAAACAAGAGUGAUCUUAAAAGGCACAAGAUGACUGUACAUGAUAGAAGAAAUACCUUUGAAUGUGACAUUUGUCACAAAUCAUUUGGAUAUAAGAGUGUCCUCAAUAGACACAUAAAUGCAGUACAUAAUCGGAUCAAACCUUUUGAAUGUGAAAUUUGUCACAAAUUAUUUGGAUACAAAAAUGUACUCAAAAACCAUAUAAUGACGAUACAUAAUGAAAGCCAACCUCAGGAGUGUGAAGUUUAUUCGAUGCAUUUUGGACGCAACGAAGACUUUUGCAAUCAGUCGGGUUACGCUAUGUAAUUUUAGACAAUCUUUCUUAUAAACAAUAAAGCAUUUCAAACUGUCA
Messenger RNA from Trichogramma pretiosum, 3550 nucleotides. RefSeq names its product zinc finger protein 808-like. The coding region runs from base 88 to 3504 and encodes 1138 amino acids. Gene Ontology annotation, molecular function: nucleic acid binding; zinc ion binding. Lineage: Eukaryota; Metazoa; Arthropoda; Insecta; Hymenoptera; Trichogrammatidae. The transcript is spliced from 4 exons. The record is from RefSeq and is a predicted model, not a curated record.